AUGAUCAUUAGCGGCAUAUCAGGUGUAGCAGGAUUCUUAUUGAUCAUAUCAGCCAUUGUGACUUAUUUCUCCAAGAGACAAGAACCAAAAGGCAUACUCGAAAUUGAAGAUGAUGAAGCAGGGAAAUUAAUGUCUGAGCACACACCCACUAGCUUUAUUUUUGAAGACAUCGCCUAUAAGAUAAAUGGCCACCCUAUAAUACAAGAUGUUUCAGGCAUGAUUCAGCCAGGAAAUGUGAUGGCUAUCAUGGGACCUUCAGGUGCAGGCAAAACAACCUUGUUAGAUAUUUUAGCCAAACGUACCAAAUCAGGCGAAUCUUCAGGCAAUAUCUAUUUAAACGGACAGAAAGUAUGCACUAAACACUACAAAAAGCUAAUUGGUUAUGUGGAUCAAGAAGAAGUCAUGAUUCCUAACUUAACUGUGUAUGAAACUAUACUCUAUUCUGCUUUAUUGCGCUUGCCUCGUUCCAUGAGUGAUGUUGCAAAGAAAUUUCGGGUGAUGGAAGUCAUGCAAGGACUAGGAAUUGAUACAAUUAAGGAUGCUGAGAUAGGUCAGCAAGAUGCACGGUCAAUCAGUGGUGGUGAAAAACGUCGAGUUGCUAUUGCCUGCGAAUUAGUCACCUCGCCUUCUAUAUUAUUCUUGGAUGAACCUACAAGUGGUCUUGAUGCUUAUGAUGCCUUCAAUGUUGUACAAUGUUUGGUUUCAUUAGCCAGAAAUUAUAGACGGACAGUUAUUUUUACAAUUCAUCAGCCGAGAUCCAAUAUUGUUACUUUGUUUGAUCAGCUAGUCUUGCUUGCUCAUGGGAGAGCGAUUUAUUCUGGCCCGCAAUCUGAGGCACAAACUUAUUUUAAACAGAUUGGUUACGCUUGUCCUACUGGCUUUAAUAUUGCCGAUUAUCUAAUCGAUUUAACGAUGGGUGCGGUUCAAAGAAAGCCAAACCAGCCUUCAUCUGCUGUCCAGGCGGUGACAAAUAGCUUCACUUUUGAAGAUGAAUACUUUCCUGCUCAGCCAACAACCUCCAUCUAUAGUGACGAUUUAGAUAACAUAACAGAGCAAUGGGCUUCUGAAUCAGCCAAGAAAAAGAAAGCGCAGGAACCGAAUGUGAUCAUUGAUUCAGAACCACAAACAGAUGGCUUGCCUCCACAUGUUCGACAACUCAUUGAAUAUUACCAACACAGUAUUAUAAUGAACGCUCUAAGGGAAAACAUCCAAACAGCUGUAGCACAAGCACAACAAGAUGAUGACUCGGUCAUUUUAGAAGCAAUCGCUGUGUAUGAACGGCCUGGCUUUUUUGCUCAAUUCAGAAUAUUGGCAGAUCGUACAUUCAAAAAUUUAUAUCGCAAUCCGAUGUUGAUGUUUAGUCAUUAUACCAUGACUAUUUUGUUGGCGCUAAUAUGUGGAGGCUUGUUCUACCAAGUUUCAAACACCAUUGCUGGUUUUCAAAACCGUAUGGGCUUGUUCUUCUUUUAUGAAGCAUUGCUUGGCUUCAUGUGCUUAACUUCACUCCAAGCGUUUAGCAAUGAACGCAUUUUGUUUACAAGAGAGCGAGCCAAUGGUUAUUACUCACCUACAGCCUAUUUUCUAUCCAAAAUUCUUUUUGAUAUUGUUCCAUUGCGUAUUGUGCCGCCAUUGAUGAUGGCGCUUAUUUCUUAUUCAUUGGUGGGCUUAGUAGAAGGCGUCUCUGAAUUCUUCAAGUUUUUGCUUGUUCUGGUCUUGUUUAAUUUGACAGCAGCAGCACUUUGUUUAGCCAUAGGUAUUAUAGUCAAGAAUCUGGCUUUAGCCAACUUGAUAGCAUGUAUGGUUAUCCUAUUUUCUAUGCUCUUUGCAGGCUUGCUUUUAAACAAAGACUCAAUACCUCAAUAUUUCAGUUGGCUCAAGUAUCUUUCCUUCUUUAAUUAUGCCUUAGAAGCCAUGCUGGUGAAUGAAUUACUGUAUUUGCAACUUGUUGAAGAAAGAUAUGGGCUUAAAAUAGAUGUACCGGGAGCUACUAUUUUAUCCACGUUUGGAUUCAAUGCAAGGAAUUAUUGGCCUGAUGUUAUUCGUUUAGGUUCAAUGUUUCUAGUUUUUAUUUUGAUCGCUUACGUUUGGCUUGCAUUAUUCUUGAAAGAAAAAAGAUAA
Messenger RNA from Gilbertella persicaria, 2118 nucleotides. RefSeq names its product P-loop containing nucleoside triphosphate hydrolase protein. The transcript has 3 exons. Lineage: Eukaryota; Fungi; Mucoromycota; Mucoromycetes; Mucorales; Choanephoraceae. Bases 1 to 2118 code for a protein of 705 amino acids. Gene Ontology annotation, cellular component: membrane. The record is from RefSeq and is a predicted model, not a curated record. Gene Ontology annotation, molecular function: ATP hydrolysis activity; ABC-type transporter activity; ATP binding.